UGCCCAGGGAAAUGUUUCAGGCUUUCCCUGGAGACUACGACUCCGGCUCCCGGUGCAGCUCCUCACCCUCCGCCGAGUCUCAGUAUCUGUCUUCAGUGGACUCCUUCGGCAGUCCACCUACCGCCGCCUCCUCCCAGCCACAUACGGACAGAGGCUCGCUCCCUCUGCGCCGGAUGCCCGGUCCCUCCUGUGUGUCCGAAGAUAAGCCUGUUGCCGCUAACCAGAGGAGACCCAGCCAGGUGGUCUCCGGGAGCCCCGCCCCCUCUGGGUUCCCAGGAUGCCGAUUGGCCGGCGAGCCAGCCCUUCCCUCACCACGCCCCCUUGAGAGUAGUUAAGCCUUCAGAGCUGUUUCAGGAUUCCGUUUGCGGGUGGGGGGAGACGCGCCCUGCUCGGGCCUGGGGGCUUAGGUCCUACACCAUUCGUCCUCUGCGACAGUCCGAGGGGGCCCGGGUGGUCACUUUUUGCUACCUAUCCGUUCGCCCUAACCUGUCACUUGCUAUUCUCACUGGGGGAGAGACAGUUACUUGAAACGUUGUUCUAAACUCCUAGACCAGUUCCCCAACACCCCCUUAGCUGGGACCCCAGACCCUGCACAGGACCUUGCACAGAGGGGUGUGUGUGUAUGAGUGUGAGUGUGGAGAAAGGCUUGGCCUAAGGCCUCUCCCUCUCCCUCCCUUUGCCUCUGGGGUGGGGGUGGGGUGUUGUGGCUGUGGCUCCGUCCCGGGGAUUCUGUCACCCGGCUGUGUCCAGCCUCCUCCCCGCCCCCUACACCUAAGAGUCACCAACCCAGGGUGUGAUUCACCACCCGCUGGAACCGUGCAACCUUUCCCCGAGGAAGAAGGAGGAGGUAGAAGCCAGUUGAGCAGAAAUCCUCUCAUUAACCACUGCGUCACGGUGUAGUGGAAGGGUGGGUGUUGUGGCUUUUUGCCUGUGACACACACAUCCACACCCGCUCGCCCUGUGCUCACUCACGGGGUCGGUGUGUGUUAUGUGUGUUGGGCGUGUGUGUGUCGGUGUCUUUGUUUGUGUGUCUACGCCUGUGUGUGUAUGUGUCACCCCGUAGGAGUGCGCCGGUCUCGGGGAAAUGCCCGGUUCCUUCGUGCCCACGGUCACCGCGAUCACAACCAGCCAGGACCUCCAGUGGCUCGUGCAACCCACCCUCAUCUCUUCCAUGGCCCAGUCCCAGGGGCAGUCUCUGGCCUCCCAGCCCCCGGCUGUCGACCCCUACGACAUGCCAGGAACCAGCUACUCCACUCCAGGCCUAUGUGGCUACAGCAGUGGCGGAGCUGGUGGCAGUGGUGGGCCUUCCACCAGUGGACCAGCCAGUGGACCGGGGCCUGCCCGCCCAGCUCGAGCCCGGCCUAGAAGACCCCGAGAGGAGACGCUUACCCCGGAGGAAGAGGAGAAGCGAAGGGUCCGCCGGGAACGGAACAAGCUGGCAGCAGCCAAGUGCAGGAACCGCCGGAGGGAGCUGACUGACCGACUCCAGGCGGAGACUGAUCAGUUGGAGGAAGAAAAAGCAGAGCUGGAAUCGGAGAUUGCCGAGCUCCAAAAGGAGAAGGAACGUCUGGAGUUUGUGCUGGUGGCCCACAAACCGGGCUGCAAGAUCCCCUACGAAGAGGGGCCCGGGCCCGGGCCCGGCCCGCUGGCGGAGGUGAGAGGUUUGCCGGGGUCUGCAUCCGCUAAGGAAGAUGGUCUCAGCUGGCUGCUGCCGCCCCCACCACCACCGCCCCUGCCCUUCCAGACCAGCCAAGACGCACCCCCCAACCUGACAGCUUCUCUCUUUACACACAGUGAAGUUCAAGUCCUCGGCGACCCCUUCCCCGUUGUUAACCCUUCGUACACUUCCUCGUUUGUCCUCACCUGCCCGGAGGUCUCCGCGUUCGCCGGCGCCCAACGCACCAGCGGCAGUGACCAGCCUUCCGACCCCCUGAACUCGCCCUCCCUUCUUGCUCUGUGAACUCUUUAGACACACAAAACAAACAAACACACAAGGGAGAGAGAUUUGGAAGAGGAGGAGAGAGGGGAAGAGACACAGUGGGCGUGUGGCUUCCCUGGCUCUUCUGUCGGACCCUCUGCGGCCACUGCCAUCGGACACGAGCGCCUCCUUGCGUUUUGCGCCGCCUUUGUUUCUGGGCCCCGGCGAGGCCGGAGAGCUGGUGACUUUGGGGGCAGAGGGUGGGGAGGGGCCGGUAUGGGUAUGGGGGUGACCCCACCUGUGGGCAGUCUCCUGUGAGGCUGGAGGGAAGGGGAGUGGGUGGGAUCUGGGUGGGAGGGAGUCUGCUCCAGGGAGGUCCGACAAGGAAGUGCCACUCCACCGACUGUCCUCUGUGCUCACCCUACAGGGCGAGACUAGGCUGGCUCCCCCUUUACCCCACCUUCGCUAAUUUAUCCCACAUUUCUAUGGGGUCGGCCCUCCUCUGGGCAGAAUCUGGAGCCCGCCAUAGAGGGAAAGACUGCCACGUUGACAUUGUCCCUCCCCGCACCAGAUCAGCCUGAAAUGUGAACUUCCUUCCCUGACUGCCCAGCCGCUCCCUCCAGGGAAAACUGCCUCUGAUUUGAAUUUCUCACCUAAAGACUCCCCAAUUCAGCAGCCCCCGUUCCCAUUUCAGUAUUAUCCCGAGUCCCCCGCUCCGCCUCCAGCCUCCCUGGCCUUCCUUGUUGGGCCUUUCUGAUUUCAGGCAGCAGGGGGCGCUGUGGGCCCGUCCUGCUGGGGUGUUUAUACUGUGAAACGAUUGGCCGGAUUGUGGGGUGGAGCCGGGUGGGGUGCGACAGAACCCUUCUGGGGGGGAUUGUGCCCCCUACUCCCCGAAGCCUUUCCUUGAUCCCUCUCCCCACCCCAUCUGCCUUGUAUUCUCCCCUCAACAGUGAGUCAGACUCGAGGGGGUGACAGAAUCCAGAGGGGGUGACAGUUGUCCAUCCGCGUGGCUUCUCUCUCCUCAGGAGCCCCCCAGCCCCAAGCCCUGGCCUUUUUCUUCAAGGCCAAUCACCCUUCCCCAGCCUAGGACGCCAACUUCUCCCCACCUUGACACCCCACGUCCUCUCUAGAAAGGGAGCCAGGGGGCUCAACAUUUUUCCGGAGAAGAUUUAAGGGCUGAGGCUUUGGUCCCCGACCCCCAAGAUGUUUGGACUGGCAAACUCCAGGGGACUGGGUUCCCAGGAUCCCAGCUCCCCACCUCCCGACUGCCCUAGCCCCCGAUUUGGUUUCGGGUCUCCCAACCCGCUUUCCUUGUGCUUCACCUCGUGUGGAUUUUAUCACGAGGCAAAUUUAUAUUUUUUAAUAUGGGGGUGGGCCACGCCGCCCUCUGUGUUGCAUGGAGAACAUUCCACGUGCCCCGGUCCCGCGUCUCCCACCCUGAACCCAGGCCCCUCCCGUAGCUAUUUAUCCCUUUCCUGGUUUCCGAAAGGCACUUUUAUCUAUUAUGUAUAAAAUAUAUAUUAUAUAUGGGUGUGUGUGCGCGUGUGCGUGUACGAGCGCUUCUGUAACCUCGGCCUAGGCCGCGCGUCCCCUCGCGCGUGCAGAGAGCCUGCCGUUGAAUUGGAAACACUGCUUCUGGAAACUUCCAAUCAGCCCCCUCUGGCUGUCUUUUCUCUGGCUGUCUCUAUCCGACUGUCUCUAGCUGUCUCGCCCCACUGGUUGUGUCCGACAGUCUCUGGCUCUCUCUUUGCUGAGCGUCUCUCUCCCUCUUUUCUCUGCCUGUUUUUAUCUGACCCGCCUCCUCUCCACUGUCCCUGACUCCUGAGCUGUCUUCUGACUCUGGGCUCCUUGGGGACACGAGGGUUUUAUUUGUGUGAGUCCGCCUGAUGGUUCAUAGGUUUUUACAAUCUGUAUCCUUGAGAAUUCCGGGUGCGCGUGUGAGACGGUGAGCGGGGCCUGCCCCUGCCGAGUUUAUGGGACCCCCGACCCCCCACCCCGUGCAGUGUUUGUGGUUCUUUUUGUAUUUGCACCUGACCCCAGGGGGCUGGGGCCGACUGGCGCUGGGCCGCUCCCCUUCCCCCUUGGUUCUGCACUGUCGCCAAUAAACAGCUCUGAAAAAUA
Tupaia belangeri chinensis (Chinese tree shrew) is the source of this 4039-nucleotide messenger RNA. It is a transcript of the gene FOSB, whose product is annotated as FosB proto-oncogene, AP-1 transcription factor subunit. Gene Ontology annotation, cellular component: nucleus. Lineage: Eukaryota; Metazoa; Chordata; Mammalia; Scandentia; Tupaiidae. The record is from RefSeq and is a predicted model, not a curated record. Gene Ontology annotation, molecular function: RNA polymerase II cis-regulatory region sequence-specific DNA binding; DNA-binding transcription factor activity, RNA polymerase II-specific. The coding region runs from base 1085 to 1960 and encodes 291 amino acids. Gene Ontology annotation, biological process: regulation of transcription by RNA polymerase II. The transcript is spliced from 5 exons.